Messenger RNA from Suillus subalutaceus, 531 nucleotides. RefSeq lists its product as uncharacterized. Gene Ontology annotation, biological process: translational elongation. The record is from RefSeq and is a predicted model, not a curated record. Gene Ontology annotation, cellular component: ribonucleoprotein complex; cytosol. Lineage: Eukaryota; Fungi; Basidiomycota; Agaricomycetes; Boletales; Suillaceae. Bases 1 to 531 code for a protein of 176 amino acids. The transcript has 5 exons. Gene Ontology annotation, molecular function: GTPase activity; ribosome binding; translation elongation factor activity.
AUGGCCUUGCCCGCUUCUUCGAACAAGGCAAGCACUGCGAUAUGGGCAGCCUAUGCGCCCGACCGUUUACCGUCUGCCAUGCGUUCAAAAUUCAGAACCACAAGUAUCGACGUACUUUGCUAUAAGCUCGCAGAAUUGCUCCCACGUCGCGUGUUGCCCGAGGACUAUAGGAAGGCAGAACGAAAGACUCUAAUAUUCUCUCAGUUCACGCAGAUACUCGAAAUCCUUCAAGCGAUUUCGAAGCUGAAGGCUUUUCAACUUCCAAUCAUGACUGGCUCCAUUGCCGUAGAUAUCAACGCGUCCGUCAUUGCCCGCGUCGAUCGCGGAAAGUCCACCCUCGCCCACGCCCUCAUCCCAAAGGUUAUUAUUGCUGCAGUGACAGCUGGUGAUAUGCGGCUUGCAGACUCACAAGACGAUGGAAAAGAGCAUGGCAUCACGAUCAAAUCGACAGCCAUCUCCAUAUACUUCGAAAUGGAAAAGGAAGAUGUCGAAAUUAUUAAGCAGAAGACUGAAGGCAGGUCUUCAAUUUAA